Messenger RNA from Fonsecaea erecta, 2166 nucleotides. RefSeq lists its product as hypothetical. NCBI's taxonomy places the organism in Eukaryota, Fungi, Ascomycota, Eurotiomycetes, Chaetothyriales, Herpotrichiellaceae. Gene Ontology annotation, molecular function: cysteine-type deubiquitinase activity; cysteine-type endopeptidase activity. Gene Ontology annotation, biological process: protein deubiquitination. Bases 1 to 2166 code for a protein of 721 amino acids. The record is from RefSeq and is a predicted model, not a curated record. Gene Ontology annotation, cellular component: cytosol; nucleus. The transcript is spliced from 4 exons.
AUGACUUCCUUCUUUGGAAAGCUCAAGAGCCAGAAUGCGUCUGCCCCGGCAGUAGGCGCAUCUCCCGCCAGAAAGGACGCAAAUGCGCCUCUACCUACCCCUCUCGAGCGCAUGCUUGCGAAUGCUGGUCCGCUUCGCAACGAUGGCAGCGAUAAGUUCUUUGGCAUGGAAAACUUCGGAAACAGCUGCUACUGCAACUCGAUCUUGCAGUGCCUCUAUUAUUCUGUCCCUUUCCGAGAACACGUCCUUUCGUACCCGCGCCGGUCCAACCCCGACUCUGUCACCCACGCCCAAUUGCACGCUCCUCCUCGGGUACCACCGAAUCAACAAAAUGGGGCUGCGAAGAAGCCACCACCAGGACCUGCAUCCGCGCGAAAUGCAGGGACUCCCCCUCAACAACAGAAGCCAGAGGAUAAAGACUCGCCGGAGUACAAGAAGAAACAGGCGAUUUUGUCGGGCCCCAUCCUGAACAUGACUUACGAUAACUCGCAGGACUAUGACAUGCCGGAAAGCCUAUUCACAUCGCUAAAGGAUAUAUUCGAGGCCAUCGUCCUGCACCAGUCAAGGAUGGGGGUGGUGAGCGGGCACAGAUUUCUUGAAGUUCUUCGCAAGGAGAAUGAGAUGUUCAGGUCUGCCAUGCACCAGGAUGCACACGAGUUUCUCAACCUCCUCCUCAACACCGUGGUGGAAAACAUCGAAGAUCACGACAGGAAAUUGAUUGCACAGAAAAAGGUGGCGGAGCCUCCCCCGGCGAUAGAAGAACCCGCCGACAUGUCAAGAACCGAAUCAGCGACGGUAUCAUUUCCCUCCAUAUUACCAGUUCCGACCGCGAAUUCUCCAACAAAAUGGCUUCAUGGCCUUUUUGAGGGCACACUCACUUCUGAAACAAGGUGCUUGACUUGCGAAAACGUUUCUCAGCGCGACGAACCUUUUCUAGAUCUUUCGGUCGAUUUGGAACAGCAUUCAUCCGUCACUGCAUGUUUGCGUCGAUUUUCUGAAGAGGAGAUGCUGUGCGAGCGAAACAAGUUCCACUGCGACAACUGCGGUGGCCUUCAGGAAGCCGAGAAGCGAAUGAAGAUCAAGCGACUUCCACGAAUAUUGGCCUUGCACCUUAAGCGUUUUAAGUAUACCGAGGAUUUUGGGCGUUUGCAGAAGUUAUUCCACAAGGUCGUGUAUCCUUAUCAUUUAAGACUCUUCAACACUACGGACGAUGCCGAGGAUCCCGACCGACUUUAUGAGCUCUAUGCGGUGGUGGUUCAUAUCGGUGGAGGGCCGUAUCAUGGCCACUACGUCGCCGUCAUCAAGACGCAGGAUCGGGGUUGGCUGCUUUUUGACGACGAGAUGGUGGAACCUGUCGACAAGAACUUUGUCCGCAACUUCUUCGGAGAUAAGCCGGGACUUGCGUGCGCCUAUGUGCUGUUUUAUCAAGAGACCACCCUGGAAGCCGUCCAAAAGGAACAGAGGAUGGAAGGAAAGAGACGAGCUUCACAGGAUCUGACCAAUCCCUUGGGCGUCGAUGCCAAACGCUCAGCAGAGUUGCAUCGUGUCGAAACCUUCAGCCCGAUGGGCUCUCCGGUGUCCCCCGCUGAAUCCGCACAAUACGCUGUGCUCGAUCAUGCUGUGACUGCGCCACCUCAAUUCAAGACCAACGGGCAUGUCGAAACUCCUCAAUCCCCUCCUCUCUCUGCCGCGAGACCAACAAGUCCCGUUGUGCAGAGCAAAAAGGAAAAGGCGAAAGAAGAGAAGGCACGGAAAGCGGCCGAGAAACAGGCGGAGAAGGAGAGACAAGAAGCUGAACGACAACGCCGCAAAGACUUGGCCAACAAAAUCACGGAAGCGCACAAGAGACAAGAAGCGGAACUUAAGGCGGCAAUGGAGGCAAGUAAGGCUACAAAGGCCGAGGAAGAUAAGCGAAAUGCUCUCGAAAGAGCGCACACCACGCAAGCAAACGGAAGUAGUCAUUCGGGUCUGGAUCGAUUCAAACGAACGAAGAGUCUACGGUUUGGAUCCUUAACCAAAAGAGAUAAGCCGCCAUCAAAUCCGUCCGAGGAGAAUAUGGUUCCGACCGUGACACCAGAGAGUGCGGAGCCUCCAGAGAAAGACAAGGAGAAAGACAAAAGAAAUCGUUUUAGCAUUCGAAAGAAGUCGUUCGGCGUGUUGUCAUGA